This is a messenger RNA of Mus caroli (Ryukyu mouse), 2280 nucleotides long. Lineage: Eukaryota; Metazoa; Chordata; Mammalia; Rodentia; Muridae. The record is from RefSeq and is a predicted model, not a curated record.
AUGAGGGGAGGUAGCAGACACCUCAAUAAUGAGGAGGAUGUCAGUGGAUGUGAGGACUGUAUUAUCAUCAGUGGGACCUGCAGUGACCAGUCUUCAGACCCCAAGACUGUUCCUUUGAUCCAAGUCUUGGAGGCAUUCUGCACAGUGGAGAGCAGAGGAUGCAGAACAAGCUCACAACCACCGAAGAGGACUAGUUACGUUCAGGACCUCACAGGAGAUGGAGAUGAAGAUAGGGAUGGUGAGGUGGGGGGCAGCAGUGGCUCUGGCACUCCAGUGAUGCCCCAAUUCCUCUGCGAGACCAGGAUACCCUCUAAAGCCCCAGCAGUAAGUCCCCUCCUGCUGAGCCCAGGCUCCUCCCGCCGCUCACAGACCAGCAUAGAAAAUGAGGCUAAGUCCCUCAGUUGGCAAGCAAACACUUCAGCAAGCACACCCUGGCUGUCCCCUGCCAGCCCUUACCCCAUCAUUGACCUCACAGAUGAAGAUGUGAUACCCCAGAGCGUCAGUACCCCAUCGGUUGACUGGAGCCAGGACAGCCAUCAGGAGGGCAUGGAUACCACACAGGCAGAUGCAGAGAGCAGAGAUGGAGGCAACAUUGAGUAUCAGGUCUCGACUGACAAACUGUUGCUCAGCCAGUCCUGUAUCCUGGCCACCUUCUAUAAACUGGUUCCUUACAGGAAGUCUAUAUACUGUACUCUGGAGAAAGCCAGGGUGCGAGCUGGCAAGGCCUGCCCCAGCAGUCCUGGAGAGUCACUGGAGGACCAGCUGAAGCCCAUGCUGGAGUGGGCCCACGGUGGUUUCAAGCCCACUGGGAUCGAGGGCCUCAAACCCAACAACAAGCAACCAGAGAACAAAAGUCGAAGGCGCACAGCCAAUGACUCUGCUGCUUCUGAGUAUUCCCCCCCACCCAAGCGCCUCAAGACCAACAGCUAUGGUGGGAAGGACCGAGGGGAGGAUGAGGAGAGCCGAGAACGGAUGGCUUCUGAUGUCACCAACAACAAGGGCAAUCUGGAAGACCACUGUUUGUCCUGUGGUAGGAAAGACCCUGUGUCCUUCCACCCCCUCUUUGAGGGUGGGCUCUGUCAGAGUUGCCGGGAUCGCUUCCUAGAACUCUUCUACAUGUAUGACGAGGACGGCUAUCAGUCCUACUGCACCGUGUGCUGUGAGGGCCGUGAACUGCUGCUGUGCAGUAACACAAGCUGCUGCAGAUGCUUCUGUGUGGAGUGUCUGGAGGUGCUGGUGGGCGCAGGCACAGCUGAGGAUGCCAAGCUGCAGGAACCCUGGAGCUGCUAUAUGUGCCUCCCUCAGCGCUGCCAUGGGGUCCUCCGACGCAGGAAGGAUUGGAACAUGCGCCUGCAAGACUUCUUCACUACUGAUCCUGACCUGGAAGAAUUUGAGCCGCCCAAGUUGUACCCAGCAAUUCCUGCUGCCAAAAGGAGGCCCAUUAGAGUCCUGUCUCUGUUUGAUGGAAUUGCAACAGGGUACUUGGUGCUCAAGGAGUUGGGUAUUAAAGUGGAGAAGUACAUUGCCUCCGAAGUCUGUGCAGAGUCCAUCGCUGUGGGAACCGUUAAGCAUGAAGGCCAAAUCAAAUACGUGGAUGACAUCAGGAACAUUACAAAGGAACAUAUUGAUGAGUGGGGCCCGUUCGACCUGGUGAUUGGUGGAAGCCCCUGCAAUGAUCUUUCCUGUGUGAAUCCUGUCAGGAAAGGCCUGUUUGAGGGUACUGGCCGGCUCUUCUUUGAGUUUUACCGAUUGCUAAAUUACUCAUGCCCUAAGGAGGAGGAUGACCGCCCAUUCUUCUGGAUGUUUGAGAAUGUGGUAGCCAUGGAGGUCGGUGACAAGAGGGACAUCUCACGAUUCCUAGAGUGUAACCCAGUGAUGAUCGAUGCCAUCAAGGUGUCUGCUGCUCACAGGGCCCGGUACUUCUGGGGUAACCUACCCGGAAUGAACAGGCCCGUGAUGGCUUCAAAGAAUGAUAAGCUCGAGCUGCAGGACUGCCUGGAGUUCAGUAGGACAGCAAAGUUAAAGAAAGUGCAGACAAUAACCACCAAGUCGAACUCCAUCAGACAGGGGAAAAACCAGCUUCUCCCUGUAGUCAUGAAUGGCAAGGACGACGUUCUGUGGUGCACUGAGCUCGAAAGGAUCUUCGGCUUUCCUGAACACUACACAGACGUGUCCAACAUGGGCCGUGGCGCCCGUCAGAAGCUGCUGGGCAGGUCCUGGAGUGUGCCAGUUAUCAGACACCUGUUUGCCCCCUUGAAGGACCACUUUGCCUGUGAAUAG